CUACUUCCGGCGGCUGCGCCGCACCCCCUGGCGUCUCCAUCUUGGCUGUAGGUGUAGGACGGGCUAGAACAGGCGGAAGAGCGUUGCUGAAUUACAGCCGUCCCGAGGGCCAAGCCUACUCACUCCUCUCUCCGCCUCCCUUCCUUGCACGCAGGAGCCGCAGCUGCUCAUGGCGGGCCUGGAGGUACUGUUCGCAUCGGCAGCGGCGGCCAUCACCAGCACGCAGGACGCGCUCGUCUGCUUCUUGCACUGGGAAGUGGUGACACACGGCUACUACAGCUUGGGUGCCAGUGAUCAGCCGGGUCCCAAUGAUAAGAAAUCAGAACUGCUGCCAGCUGGGUGGAACAACAAUAAAGACCUCUACGUCCUCCGGUAUGAGUCUAAGGAUGGGUCCAAAAAGCUCCUUGUGAAAGCCGUCACCGUGGAGAGCAGCAUGAUCAUCAACGUGCUGGAAUAUGGCACACAGCAAGUGGCAGACUUGACCCUGAACUUAAAUGAUUAUGUCGAUGCAGAACACUUGGGCGACUUCCACAGGACCUACAAGAACAGUGAGGAGCUUCGGUCUCGUAUUGUUUCUGGAAUCAUCACACCUAUCCAUGAGCAGUGGGAGAGGGCUAAUGUAAGCCAUCCCCGCCGAGAGUUCCCCCCUGCUACUGCCAGUGAGGUGGACCCACUCCGGAUUCCUCCACACCACCCACACAGCAGCCGGCAGCCUCCCUGGUGUGAUCCCCUGGGCCCGUUUGCUGUCGGUGGAGAAGACCUGGACCCCUUUGGGUGUCGGAGAGGUGGCAUGAUUGUGGAUCCCCUGAGGUCUGGCUUCCCAAGAGCACUUAUUGACCCAUCCUCAGGCCUCCCGAACCGGCUUCCUCCAGGCGCUGUGCCCCCAGGAGCUCGCUUUGACCCCUUUGGACCCAUUGGGACCAGCCCAUCUGGACCUAACCCAGACCAUCUCCCCCCACCGGGCUACGAUGACAUGUUCCUGUGAAGGCCUCAAGAAUGUAACAUCCCAGCCUUCCCUCCACUCUCCUGGAGCUGCCACCACUGGCCCUGUCAGCAACCAUGUUCUUGCAGGCUGGGGGCAAGGGACUCUGCCCAUGUGUUUGCAGGCUGGCUGGGAUUGCUUCCCCACCCCUUAUCAGAGCCAGGGCACCUGCUGCAGCUCUCCACCUGGCUGCAUAUAGGUCCCAAAGAGAAAUCAGUGUGUCUGUUUUACCACCAGCUCCUCCCCACUUCCCAAGGGAUACUCCGGCAACAUAUACCCUUGAGCUGAUGCAGUCCCAGUUGCAGCGCUAUGAGAACAGAAUGCAUUUUGGAUGUUAUUAUUAAGAACCAAAUGUCAAUACAAAAAUUCAUGUUGCCGUUCUCCCACUUUUCUUACUUUAUUGCACAUCCCCUUCCAGUUACAGACUUCAGUGUUUGAGUCUUUUUAGGGCUAAAUGACGCUUUUCCUGCCCAGGGCCCAUUCUUGCUUCUCAGGCAUCUUUCUUUCAUAAAUAUCUGUUGCUCCUGACAUCAUAAAGACGGGUCCCAGUCUGGCUGCGUGGAUGGAAAUGAAUGACUAGAAAUUCCAUAGGCCAUGAGGAUGACUUUCGCAAGGGCAGGCACAUUGUGGAAAGAUGGCAGCAUUCUGGAGAGGGCAGAACCCUCCAGUUGUUCCUGUCUGGGUCCAUCUGUGCCUGGGCAGCAGCAGCCUAUGAGCAGAGGAAUAAACCAAACAGACCUGAAUGCUAAUCUCAUUUUGCCACUAACUGAGUGACCCUAAGCAAGUCCCUUCUCCUCUCAGGGCCUUGUGCCCACCUAUGAAAUCAGAGGUGCCUUUCCUGCUCCAAAACAUUCUCAUGUCUCAUUCUCCAUACAACAACCCCCAGAAACUGAGGCAAAAGGAAAAGAUUGAAGGUUCAAGGUGUUAUGUGAUACUUACCCAUAGAGUCCGUAACUCUGUGUUUCUUGGCCCCCUUGGGUCCCAGACAAGAGCAAUGAAUAUGGGCUCCAUCCGAGUGUGGUGUUGAACUUUGAGAGGAGUAAGGAGCCCCAGCCUCUGGAAGCCUGUGCCCUUGUGUCCAAGCCCACCUGACCUUUGGUGUUCUCCGGAUCCUUUUCAGCCCGAGGCCUAACAGACGUGGGCAAUGAUGAGCCCUUGUGCUGGAGUGGAAAGAGCAACACAGAGCACCAGGCUGAGAGGCACAGGAUCAAAGGCGCUAGAGUCACUUCUGCUCCACAGCUAGCCUUUCAACCAUGUGCAGGUCCUUUCAUUUCUCCGAUCCUUGGAUGCCUUCCCCUAAAUUAGAGUGUAUUAUGUACCUGUAGGCAGCAGGCUACCAUAGCUUUUCUGAGGUGUCUGCUAGGCUAUUUUCUAUAGCCUAAGAUUGACUGACUGCUCAGCUGAGAAUGGGUAGGGUUACACUAAACUGACACUUAGGCCCAGGGACAGUCUCAGAUGGAUGCUGGGCCUACGUGGAGAGGCUAGCACGAGCAGCUCCCUAGUUAUUUCUGGUGGUCCCAUGCCAAGUGCUGAUUUAGUAAAAGACCCUGGAGACAAGGGAGCUGACUACCUUAAAGACUGUAAGACAUCUCUGUUCUGGAGAAAAACCCAGAGAUCAGGCAGAGGUGCAAUGCAGUCAUUCAUCAUAACCUUCCAUGUGGGCUGGCAAAUGGGUGAAAGGUUAGUUUUUGUUUUGGAAUUGGACCAUACCUUCAACUAAAAGGAUUUGGAACAAUUUGCUCAUAAAAACAUCCUUUAUUGUAAAAGAAAGCAUUUAAAGGAAUAUCAGACUAGAGACCAUCAGACAGAGUGGGGAAAGUGUAUAACUUUUAGGACCCUGAUUUGAGGAAAAGACAAAAUUUAAUAAAUUUGCCACUGAGAUUUUCUAGUAGCAAAGGUCGAAAAGAUAGUCAUAUACAUAAUUCUGUUUUCUGGAAACAGAAAAUUGAGUGAUUCAUCUGCAGAAUCGGCCAUUUUUUGUGUGGGUCUCCUUGCAUCAAGGACACUAAGGAACACGGAUGAUGUCUUAGAUGUUAUUUGGCGGAAAGUAAGUGGAGCUCUUAGGAACUUCCAAGUCAAGCUGUUGGUGUUUGUUUUGGUCUGGGCCAUUUUUCUCCUUUCAGACAUGAGUAAUGACUGAGCAGCAAGUGGAAAUAUUUCAGGUCUAUGUUUUGUAGAACCCAAAAGAUUGGAGCUUUAACAAUAAACAUCAGCAUUUAAUAA
Molecule: messenger RNA, 3205 nt
Organism: Lemur catta (Ring-tailed lemur)
Lineage: Eukaryota; Metazoa; Chordata; Mammalia; Primates; Lemuridae
Gene: PSMF1
Product: proteasome inhibitor subunit 1
Exons: 7
Coding region: 170-985 (271 amino acids)
Biological process (GO): proteasome-mediated ubiquitin-dependent protein catabolic process
Molecular function (GO): endopeptidase inhibitor activity; proteasome binding
Source: RefSeq, a predicted model, not a curated record